GCCAGACAGCGCCAGUAUCUCCUCAUGAUGGAACGCAGCCGCCGACGCGCAGCGGCCCCGUGCUCGCAUUGAUUCGACCAGGCUCCCAUGGGUUUCGGGAUCUCCAACCUGGCACGGGCACCGUGGAUGGUCGGCUGCCGCCUACCGGCCGGCGCACGAGGAGAGGCGGCACUCCAUCCAGUGAGAGCGCGGUUUCCCCCUCCCGGCAAGCAUUCUCCGCUUCUCCCCCAGCACCGUCCGUCCCCCGGCCACCGAUCCGAGCGCCGCGUGCCCCCCUCUCCCUCCCCACGGCUCCUCGUAUAAGAGGCCCGCGCCCCUGCCGUUGCCAACACCGAGCACGAGCAGCAUAUCCGACCCACACCCUGCGAGCUCUAGAGGCCAGGCCACUGCAGAUUGCACUCUCCCCUCCCCUCGUCUUGCGCGCGGGCAACCUGCUUCGUUACGGGCUGGUUCGUCGAUGGACGGCGGCGCGGACGCGUUCGCGGCGGCGGCUAACCCGUGGUCGCUGGUCCGCGGCUACUUCUCCCCGGCGACGCUCUUCCUCCUGCUCAACAUGGUCAUCGGCACCAUCGCGCUCACCUCCCGCUCCCGCCGCCACUACCUAGACGAAGACCACCACUACCAGCACCAGCAGCACUGCGGUGAUCGGCAUCAGCACGCUCCUCCGGCGCCGCUCGCGCGCACGUCGUCGGUCAUGGAGCGGCUGCGCUCCCUGGGCCUCUACCGCUUCCGCUCCGGCGACUUCCCGCCCGAGUACAACCACCACCUCUCCGGGGGGGCAGACGACGACAGCACCAGCGGCGGCGCGCGGGAGGCGCAGGCCCAGUACGCCAGGAGCCGGUCCGAGCCUGCCGCGAGGCCGCCGGCGGCGGCUCGCCGGGCCACAAAUAAUAAGAACGAGGAGGCGGAGGCGGUGGUCGGGGCGGCGAAGACGAAGUCGAGGUCGGAGGUGAAGAGGCUGGAGCGCGCCCCCGCACCGGCGCAGACCCAGGUGCGCCGCGCGCCGAGGGCCCCGGCGCGGCGAGCCCCGCUGGUGGUGCGCGAGGAGGAGGAUGCCGCCGCGGCGGUGAGCGUGGACGCGCGCGCCGACGACUUCAUCAACAAGUUCCGGCAGCAGCUGCAGCUGCAGCGGCUCAACUCGCUGCUCAACUGUUCCAAAAAAAAAAAAAAAACUCGCUGCUCAACUACAAGGAGAUGCUCAACCGCGGCUUGUAGGGUCGUACAGCUACAAGCUAGUGUUCAUUCGCUGUCGAGUCUGCGUGGUGCAAUGCAACGUAGGUGGGGGUGUUUAUUCGUGAAAAAGUUCCAGUUUGGCUACUGUAGCAUAUUUUUUGUUGUUAUUUAACAAUUAAUAUUUAAUUAUGAAUUAAUUAGUGUAA
This is a messenger RNA of Panicum virgatum (switchgrass), 1379 nucleotides long. RefSeq names its product pathogen-associated molecular patterns-induced protein A70-like. The coding region runs from base 458 to 1345 and encodes 295 amino acids. The transcript has a single exon. Lineage: Eukaryota; Viridiplantae; Streptophyta; Magnoliopsida; Poales; Poaceae. The record is from RefSeq and is a predicted model, not a curated record.